CGGAGGGAGGCUGAGAAGACGCUGGAUGAACUGGAGCACAACUCGUUCAGGGGAGAGGUGGAGUGGUCAACUCUACCCAACUCCUGGCCUCCUGUCCCUGCCCCAUUCCUUCUGGGUUGAUUGACUUAUGUGCACUUUGGGAUACUGGCGUUUCCUUCCCUGCUGCAGGCUGGAAGAGAGCCUCUGGUAUCUCAAGAAGGAGGCUGAAUGAGGCAGAGACGCUGAGCUCUGUCCAGGAGGCCCAGUUAGAGCGGCUGGAGGCAGCAAGACCCCGCAAGCCGGGGAGCGGGGAACGGGGCCCAGUGCUGAGGAUGGCCAGGCAGCCGCCGCCGCCCUCGGUCCAUGCAGCCAUCCUGCUCUGCCUCCUCAGCCUCAGUGGGGCCAUCGAGAUUCCCAUGGAUCCAAGCAUUCAGAAUGAGCUAUCCCAGCCCCCAACCAUCACCAAGCAGUCAGUGAAGGAUCACAUCGUGGAUCCCCGUGAUAACAUCCUGAUUGAGUGUGAAGCAAAGGGGAACCCUGCCCCCAGCUUCCACUGGACUCGAAACAGCAGGUUCUUCAACAUCGCCAAGGACCCCCGGGUGUCAAUGAGGAGAAAGUCUGGGACCCUGGUGAUCGACUUCCGUAGUGGUGGGCGGCCCGAAGAAUAUGAAGGGGAAUACCAGUGCUUCGCCCGCAACAAAUUUGGCACGGCCCUGUCCAAUAGGAUCCGCCUGCAGGUGUCCAAGUCUCCCCUGUGGCCCAAGGAGAAUCUAGACCCAGUCGUGGUUCAAGAAGGUGCUCCCUUGACACUCCAGUGCAACCCUCCACCCGGACUUCCAUCCCCGGUCAUCUUCUGGAUGAGCAGCUCCAUGGAGCCCAUCACUCAGGACAAGCGUGUCUCUCAGGGCCACAACGGUGACCUGUAUUUCUCCAACGUGAUGCUUCAGGAUAUGCAGACAGACUACAGCUGCAACGCGCGCUUCCACUUCACCCACACCAUCCAGCAGAAGAACGCGUUCACCCUCAAGGUCCUCACCAACAACCCCUAUAAUGACUCGUCCUUAAGAAACCACCCUGACAUGUACAGUGCACGAGGAGUUGCAGAAAGGACACCCAGCUUCAUGUAUCCCCAGGGCACAGCGAGCAGUCAGAUGGUGCUGCGUGGCACGGAUCUUCUGCUGGAGUGCAUCGCCUCUGGGGUCCCCACGCCAGACAUCGCAUGGUACAAGAAAGGUGGGGACCUCCCAUCUGACAAGGCCAAGUUUGAGAACUUUAACAAGGCUCUGCGUAUCACCAACGUCUCCGAGGAAGACUCUGGGGAGUAUUUCUGCCUGGCCUCCAACAAGAUGGGCAGCAUCCGGCACACGAUCUCGGUGAGAGUAAAGGCUGCUCCCUACUGGCUGGACGAACCCAAGAACCUUAUCCUGGCUCCCGGGGAGGACGGGAGACUGGUGUGUCGAGCCAAUGGGAACCCCAAGCCCACUGUCCAGUGGAUGGUAAAUGGGGAACCGCUGCAAUCGGCACCACCCAACCCAAACCGUGAGGUGGCCGGGGACACCAUCAUCUUCCGGGACACCCAGAUCAGCAGCAGAGCUGUGUACCAGUGCAACACCUCCAACGAGCAUGGCUACCUACUGGCCAACGCCUUCGUCAGCGUGCUGGACGUGCCACCCCGGAUGCUGUCACCCCGGAACCAGCUCAUUAGGGUGAUCCUGUACAACCGGACACGGCUGGACUGCCCAUUCUUUGGGUCUCCCAUCCCCACACUCCGCUGGUUUAAGAACGGGCAGGGAAGUAACCUGGAUGGUGGUAACUACCACGUCUACGAGAAUGGCAGUCUGGAAAUCAAGAUGAUCCGCAAGGAGGACCAAGGCAUCUACACCUGUGUCGCCACCAACAUCCUGGGCAAAGCUGAGAACCAGGUCCGCCUGGAGGUCAAAGACCCCACCAGGAUCUACCGGAUGCCUGAGGACCAGGUGGCCAAAAGGGGCACGACGGUGCAGCUGGAGUGUCGGGUGAAGCACGACCCCUCCCUGAAGCUCACGGUCUCCUGGCUGAAGGAUGAUGAGCCUCUCUACAUAGGAAACAGGAUGAAGAAGGAAGACGACUCCCUGACCAUCUUUGGCGUGGCUGAGCGGGACCAGGGCAGUUACACAUGUGUUGCCAGCACUGAGCUGGACCAGGACCUGGCCAAGGCCUACCUCACCGUGCUAGCUGAUCAGGCCACUCCAACUAACCGUUUGGCUGCCCUGCCCAAAGGACGGCCAGACCGACCCCGGGACUUGGAGCUCACUGACCUGGCUGAGAGGAGUGUGAGGCUGACCUGGAUCCCAGGGGAUGAUAACAACAGCCCCAUCACAGACUACGUCGUCCAGUUUGAAGAGGACCAGUUCCAGCCAGGGGUCUGGCAUGACCAUUCCAAGUUCCCAGGCAGUGUCAACUCUGCCAUCCUCCAGUUGUCCCCAUAUGUCAACUACCAGUUCCGGGUCAUCGCCAUCAACGAGGUGGGCAGCAGCCAUCCCAGCCUCCCCUCUGAGCGCUACCGGACCAGCGGGGCGCCCCCUGAGUCCAAUCCCGCCGACGUAAAGGGAGAAGGGACCAGAAAGAACAACAUGGAGAUCACUUGGACGCCCAUGAACGCCACCUCUGCCUUUGGCCCCAACCUGCGCUACAUCGUCAAGUGGCGGCGGAGAGAAACUCGAGAGACGUGGAACAACGCCACAGUGUGGGGCUCCCGCUACGUGGUGGGCCAGACCCCCGUCUACGUGCCCUAUGAGAUCCGAGUCCAGGCCGAAAAUGACUUUGGGAAGGGCCCUGAGCCAGACACUGUCAUCGGUUACUCCGGGGAAGACUAUCCCAGGGCUGCACCCACUGACGUUAAAAUCCGAGUCCUGAACAGCACAGCCAUCAGUCUCCAGUGGAACCGCGUUUACCCUGACACAGUCCAGGGCCAGCUCAGAGAGUACCGAGCCUACUACUGGAGGGAGAGCAGCUUGCUGAAGAACCUGUGGGUGUCUCAGAAGAGACAGCAAGCCAGCUUCCCUGGUGACCGCCCCCGCGGCGUGGUGUCCCGCCUCUUCCCCUACAGUAACUACAAGCUGGAGAUGGUCGUGGUCAAUGGGAGAGGCGAUGGGCCUCGCAGUGAAACCAAGGAGUUCACCACCCCGGAAGGAGUACCCAGUGCCCCCAGACGUUUCCGAGUCCGGCAGCCCAACCUGGAGACAAUCAACCUGGAAUGGGAUCAUCCGGAACACCCCAAUGGGAUCCUGAUCGGAUACACUCUCAAAUAUGUGGCUUUUAAUGGAACCAAAUUAGGAAAGCAGAUAGUGGAAAACUUCUCUCCCAAUCAGACCAAGUUCACGAUGCAAAGAGCAGACCCCGUGUCGCGCUACCGCUUUACCCUCAGUGCCAGGACGCAGGUGGGCUCUGGGGAAGCAGUCACAGAGGAGUCACCAGCACCCCCAAAUGAAGCUACUCCAACAGCAGCUCCUCCCACGUUGCCCCCGACCACGGUGAGUGUGACGGGCGUUGUGAGCAGUACAGACGCUACUGCCACCGCUGCCACCACCGAAGCCACAACAGUCCCCACCAUCCCAAGUGUCGCACCUACCACCAUGGCCACCACCACCGUCGCCACAACUACAACCACUGCCGCCACCACCAUGGAGAGGCCUCCCACCACCACCUCCGAGACUAAGAUGCCCGAAUCCGCCCCCGACAGGCAGUCCAUAUGGAACGUCACGGUGCUCCCCAACAGUAAAUGGGCCAACAUCACCUGGAGACACAAUCUCGGGCCCGGAACUGCCUUUGUGGUUGAGUACAUCGACAGCAACCAUACGAAAAAAACUGUCCCUGUUAAGAGCCAGGUCCAGCCCGUACAGCUGACAGACCUCUAUCCCGGGAUGACAUACACGUUGCGCGUUUAUUCCCGGGACAAGGAGGGCAUCAGCAGUACCGUCAUCACCUUUAUGACCAGUACAGCUUACACCAAUAACCAGGCAGACAUCGCCACCCAGGGCUGGUUCAUUGGGCUCAUGUGUGCCAUCGCCCUCCUGGUGCUGAUCCUGCUCAUCGUCUGCUUCAUCAAGAGGAGUCGAGGUGGCAAAUACCCAGUGCGAGAAAAGAAGGAUGUUCCUCUUGGCCCCGAAGACCCCAAGGAAGAGGAUGGCUCCUUUGACUACAGUGACGAGGACAACAAGCCCCUGCAGGGCAGCCAGACGUCCCUCGAUGGCACCAUCAAGCAGCAAGAGAGCGACGACAGCCUGGUGGACUAUGGCGAGGGUGGCGAGGGGCAGUUCAAUGAGGAUGGGUCCUUCAUCGGCCAGUACACGGUCAAAAAGGACAAAGAGGAGACAGAGGGCAAUGAAAGCUCAGAGGCCACAUCGCCUGUCAACGCCAUCUAUUCUCUGGCCUAACGGAGCCCUCCUGCCGCCCAGGGCGCAGCCUCUACUUUGCAAGUGGGAGGAAGGGAGAGGGGGAGACGAAGCCACCGCAGACCUACCACACAGCCUCCACCGCCUUCAGGGACCAGGGUACAACACGGGGGUCUGCCGAGCUGUGAGGACCAGUGACCACCCAGCCAACCGCAAGCCCCCUCCCGAUGACCCCCUGCACCCUCCGAGGUGCCACCAUGUGGGAGAGCUAGAGUCCUGGCUAAGGUCAGCCAGAGAGAGUCCAGCCCUUUGCUCAGCCUCACAGCCACCUUGAGCCUUCCACCCCCACUGCCCACCCUUGACCUCGGCACACACACUCCCCCGUUUCUGUUGGUCAUGGCCCUUCACGUUAUCUUCAUAUUUGCUUUGUGGGUCCCCCCCAUCCAGACCCAGCAUCUCCAUUUUCUUUUCCUUUUGAAGAAAUGUCCCUGGACAAAGAAAAAAAAAUAGGUGGAUUCUCCCCCAGAGAGGCAGAAGGAUUGACCUGUAAAAGAACUACCUAGAAAAGCUGUUAGUAUUCAAACCGCCAGUGGGCCAGUGUAUUUCCGAAGGAUGCCUUUCUCGCCAGAUGCCUCCCGUGCCCCCAACCCAUUCGCCUUGGCCUUGUCCGUUGCUGAGCUGGGCUUGGCUCCUUUCUGGAAAAAUGACAGUAUUUUUGGCAGGGAGACAGCAGGCAGGCCCCCUUGCCUCGCCUGGUUCAGUCGGGAGGUGGGCCUACCUCUUGCUCCUUGCUCUCACCCGGCCACUUCCUCCAGAGUGCCCAAGACGAGAGCUGCGCCGGCUCUGCAGAAGGGGUCUGAGGAAGAGGUGUGGGCGCUGAUGGGGAAGGGCCGUGUCCCACCCGCAGUGGCUGUGUACCUCCAGCAGAAGGGGACCAGCCGUCUGGUCCCUGGGGAGCUGUGCUCACCUCAGAAGAGAAGGAAAGAGUUGGGUUUGGACUUCCUUCCUCCCCGUCGGUGAACCCAGGAUGUGGGAGCAAGGACCAUGCCUGCUGCCUCCAGGGUAGAGGGUGUCCCCGACCUGGUCAGGGAUCUGCACAGCUACCCUCGUGGAGACGGAACCAUGCAAUGCAGAAGCUCUGCUGGUGUGUUUGGGGGUGUAAGGUGCUGCUCCCCCUUUCAUCUCUAGCAGAGAGCAUCUCCUUGGGCAGUUCUGUAAGGCGCUGAUACUUGUGUUUCACACAGUGUGUGGAUCGGGGCUCUGCCACCCCUCCCCCCCAGGACUAAACCAGUGUGUCCCCUCCUCUGGGUAUUCACAUAUCAGGAGAGCCCGUGGGAACACCACCCCGACCGCGCUGUGGAGCCUGGCCUGGGGACCCCGUGCCCUCCGUAUGCCUUAUGCAGCUCUGAUGUGGCCCUGCAGCUUCCCAGGUUCCCAGCCCCUGCCUGCAAGCCUCGAAGCCUCCAGCGACGUCUGUCUCCAGGAGAGGGAGGCGGCCCGCUCAAGUGUCCCUGCAGGACCAGAGCAGCCACUGGACACGUGCCCUGCAACCCAUUGUCCCAGACGGAGACCUUCACAGACUGCAGCUCUCAGAGACCCAAGGCGCGGGCUUCAUCCUCCCCACCUAAUCCAGUUUUGAAACCAAAGGUACCUAGCCUCAGAGAGAUCUUGAGCCGAAGAGCAACCCGAUAGCUGUUGCUGCGGCUAGAGUCGGUUUCGGGAGGGUGAAGCUGACCCCUGGUACCGGACUGCCUGCCACAGGCCCAGCCUCUGAUUGGAGCCUCGAGCUACUUGCCGGGGAGCCUGGGCAGGAACGGGGCUGUGUCCUUCAGAGACUCGAUUAAAGCAUCAUUUGCCACACGUUUAAGCCACAAAGGUAUUAGCAGUGCUUGCAUCACUCAAUAAUCAGUCAGUUGAAGGCAAGCCCAUAGACACGUGUGCUCGGUCUGCAGGUAAGAAACCAUAGGCCAGAGCUGAGCCGAUUAUGUUGUUUGAACCUGAGAGCAGGUAACUGUCCUUUGGCCCAGGCCAGGGGCCCGAGGGGCAGCUCUCUCAUGGUGAAAGGGGACAGGGUGAAUGACGGGGGGCCAGGAGAGAGCUCGGGGUCCCCCACCCUGGCUCUCCUCUGACACCUGCUUGGAUACAGCUGGGAAUUCCUGCAGCCUAUGCCCAGCAUCCCUCAAGGAAAUGUCAGGGAAGUGUGCCUGUAAACUGAAUUAAAGGACCGGACUUUCCAGGAAACACAUCUAAGCAGAGCAGCAGCCAGUGUCCCAGGCCCUCACCCCAUGCUACACCAUACACACUAGUGAGCUCCUUGCACCACAUACGGGCUCAGAGGGUGAGAGGACUAUGCGCCGUCAUGGUACCCGUGCCCCUGCCACCCAACCAAGGACCGCAGAAGGGGCUUCUGCUACUGUGGGGUCUUGGGGGAAGCGAUUCCUCAGCCCGUGUGCUCCUCGUUUGUGUCCUGCCAGCUCUGAGCCACCCCCCGCUCCGCGUAAAAAGGCAGUGCCAGCAGCCACGUGGAGAGGCUGUGGUGUGAGGACACUGAGCACCACCCCCCAACCCCCGGCCCCCGCAUCACAGCCCUCCCGGCAAGCAAGAGCCAACGGAGCCUAGAGAACCAGUUUUCCCCCAAGCAGAGAGGCUUAGAGAGCUGUGUGGAUUGCAGGGUUAGGGAGCAGCCCUUCCAGGAAGAGGAAGCCCGUUUCCCAUGAGCCCCGGCCAGAGCCCACACAACACAGCUUAGCAGGAAAGCAGUAUUGUCCCGCACUCCCUGCCAGCUGGGGCUCUUCAGCAGCCACCGGAAAACACACCAACCCUGGUGCCAGGAGACGGUGACACUGUUGGUGCUUCUGCCUGCCUGGCUCUUGGGGGGGGUGUGGGUCAUCUUGGAGUGACCCUAGACAUCCCACUUGCCAUGCUCAGCCCCAAGGGCUGUGGCUUCCUGUGCUCCCGUUUGUCCACUCAUGGGCCAGGAGAUACUCUUGAACACCGAGUCUGAGCCAUAGUCAGGUGCAGCCCUGCCCUCCCAGGGCUGGCAGUCCUGGAGCUGAGAGCCGGGAUACAGUGGACAUCGAUUAGGAGCACCCUGCGUGCUUAAGCCCUCAGUGGCUCCAGGCGCAAAGGGAGAAGCUUCAGGGAGCAUGUGUGGUCCACAAAGCUGAGCGAGACGGGGUGGUCAGAGCCUGCAGCUGGGGCUGAGGACCAGUCCUGCUUCCUGAGCCUCUUUGCUCUGCCCCUUGGGGCAAGUUGCUUAACCUGUCUGUAUGUUGGUACCUCUGCCUCCCUGACGUAGUCUCUCCUUUGACUACCUCUCCCCACAGAGGGGCAAGAGCCCACCCAAAGGAGCAGGGAGGCCAAUCUCUGAGGACAGCACCGCAGGGCCCAGGGGCAGCUGCCUCCCACCUUGCCUGGCUUUUAGUGAACGGAACCCAUCAUUCCCUGAGGUUCAGUUUAAGGGCAAACCAGGUCUUUCCUUUGUCCAUUGCCUCUGCCCUGGGAGGUGGGAGGCAUCUGGUCCACCUCCUUCCUGGCAAGUCCCAAGGUCUGGAGAAGUGCCCGCCUGUCCGAGAGGCAGCCAGUGCCAACGCUGCUCACCCUGCUAGGGGUAUCUGCAACCUGGGCCAGAUACUGCUUUCAUAGUUUCCCCGAACGCAGCCGUAGAAAAGGGUUGAGGAUAUGUGUGGGCUUUCCAGUGAAGGGGCUGUCUCCCCUGCCCACACCCAGCACCCACGCAUGGCCAUAUCCACACGAGCGCACACACAGCACGGAGGGUGCUUUCAGGGGGGCACAAUACAGAUUAUGACAUUGCCUUAGGGUGAAUUCAUGCCCUGACCCGCUUGAGAUGAGAUGUGAAGGGCUGCAUGGGGUGCAGUGUGGCAUUUGGGGUUGGAGGGCAAACAGGCUGCCCAGGUUGGACCCCAUUUGGGUGAUUCGUGCAGGCAGGUCUGAGAGAGGGUCUGAUCAUGAAAGAGAGGGAACCUUCCCCAGGAACAGCCGUAGGACGGAAGGAGUAAGCAUUUAACACACUUUGCCUCAGUCUUAUUAGGCUGCAUCACCUAACACUGAAGUGGGGGGGCUCCUCAGGCUGUCAUGGGAGGGCAGCACGUUCCUUGGAUGCUGGCACAGAGCAUGCUCCCCAUCCAUGACACCUUGGUCACCACUCCUGCAGCCCCUGCCAAACACACACACUGGUCUGCUAGGAAGAACCCCCUGGGGGAUCCUGGUUGAACUUCGCACAGUGGCUUAGAAGUAGCAUGUAGGAGGUCCCUGAUUUAAAAAAAAAAAAAUCAGAGGAGUCACAUGAAUGAAACAAAAAGCUUGACAUGUCAGAAGGUGACAGUGUCCUAGGCAGAGCCCAACUCCUGGCAGCCCCAUCCCCUAAACCAGGCAGGGGCCAGUCCACAGGAGUUCAAACCAACCUUGCCGUUGUCGCCAGCCCACCCCGCCCAGGCCAGGCAGCAUCCUUCCUUCUCUCCCCUGUUGGGAACAGCCCUCCCGAGAUAGGUUCAGAGAAGGAUCAGAGAGAAGGACAACCACCCAGGGAAGCCACGAGACCCCCCCAAGCAGUGUCUCGAGCCACACCCCAGGGCAGGGCACCUCCAUCGACUCAGUAGUAUUAAACGGCAGUCCUGGGAUGCUACUGGGGGAAAUGAGCUCAGCACCAGGGUGUCGCUCUGGGCAGCUUCAGAUUGCAGCCCGCGGAGGGAUCACAGAGCUCAUCUCACGGACCUGACUCUUUACACACACGAGGACACUGACAUCCAGGGAGGGGUCACUCGGCUGGUAAAUCAGGGUGAGGGGAGGGCUGAACCUGGGCCUUCGGACUCCUGGGCCCCGGCUCUCCACCCCCUGCAGGUGCCUCCUUGGAAAUAGGGGUGUGGCUUCACAUGUGUCCUGCUGGUUCGCCCUCUGUACCUCCUCUCACUCCUCCCCACCCCCACCCCCACCUGCCUCCCCAAAAUGAAAGACACAGGAUUUUUCUGAGGCCGAGACCAGUCUGCUGCAGCCCGUGGCGAGGCCAGUGGUGCCAGGCAGACCCCGGGCCAGGAGAGUGAGCAGCGGACCGGUGUUUGUCACUGUGAAGUCUCGACUGUACUCUAGAGUGGCGUCUCUUGUUUCAUGACACUUGGGGCCCUCGGUCGUGGGGUCGUGGGGUGCCAAGCAGGGCAGCAGGGCCGCCGACGCUCUGUCAGCCCCAGGAGUUCGCUGGGCUGGAGUUCAGCACACCUAAAGAGUUCAGUGAAGCAAUAAACACAAAAAUCUGGGAGAAGAAAUCCAGAAUUUUGUGCCCUACACUGUUUUUUGUUUUGUUUUUCAAAAACGAUGCCGAUCGAUGACCCGCCCCUGUUCUUUUUCUCUGCUCCCCAUCCCCCGGUUGGUUGUCCUUGGUCAGUGUUGCCCCUGCCCAGCCCCCAGCUCUUUGCCAACCUCACUCUGCUCCUGGGCUGAGCAUCAGAGGCCAGAACCGUGGCCGCCUUCGCCCGGGGGCACCCCAGGACCUCUUGUCCCGCCUGCCCGGCACCCGCCCGCCCAGCCCCGCCGCCAGCGUGCGAAUGUUCCUUCCAGGGGAGAUUUUCUUUUUCCCAACGUCUCUGCCCACCCGCACACGCGCACACGCGCACACCCACAAAGCAGUCUGAUCUUUUUUCCAUCGGCUAAAGACUUAACUCUCCAUGGCAGGCCUCCUUUAACCCCUCUCACAUCGUGUUCUUUCCUCUUGGCGAGUUAUUUUGCAUUAACCGACACCGUCAGCGACAGACGCGUAUCUGGGGGGUCACGCAGGACCUUCAGCAGGGAAGACUUUCGGGCCGCGGAGGAUCAUCUAAUACGUGGACUUAUAAACUGACUGCAUGAGCAAUGAAAAGGCCAAAUUAUUCAGAAUUUUUUUUUUUGGAGUCACUGUAAAAAAAAAACAACAACAACAACAACACAAACACCACAAACUGAUUUCUUUUGUAUAGAGAACACUAAACGUAUAAUAAAAGUUGU
Molecule: messenger RNA, 10346 nt
Organism: Nyctereutes procyonoides (raccoon dog)
Lineage: Eukaryota; Metazoa; Chordata; Mammalia; Carnivora; Canidae
Gene: NFASC
Product: neurofascin
Exons: 33
Coding region: 312-4394 (1360 amino acids)
Biological process (GO): cell-cell adhesion; brain development
Molecular function (GO): cell-cell adhesion mediator activity
Source: RefSeq, a predicted model, not a curated record